Malassezia globosa CBS 7966 is the source of this 765-nucleotide messenger RNA. RefSeq lists its product as uncharacterized. The coding region runs from base 1 to 765 and encodes 254 amino acids. Gene Ontology annotation, cellular component: cytosolic large ribosomal subunit; ribosome. The transcript has 3 exons. NCBI's taxonomy places the organism in Eukaryota, Fungi, Basidiomycota, Malasseziomycetes, Malasseziales, Malasseziaceae. The record is from RefSeq and is a predicted model, not a curated record. Gene Ontology annotation, molecular function: structural constituent of ribosome; RNA binding. Gene Ontology annotation, biological process: cytoplasmic translation.
AUGGGACGCGUCAUUCGUUCUCAACGUAAGAGCGGUGGUAUCUUCACUGCUCACACGCGCCUGAACAAGGCGCCGGCCAAGUUUCGCCCAUUCGACUUUGCCGAGCGCAACGGAUACAUCCGUGGUCUGGUGAAGGAGAUUAUCCACGACGCUGGCCGUGGUGCACCACUCGCGCGCAUUACGUUCCGUGACCCUUACCACUACAAGCACAAGACUGAGACGUUCAUUGCUGCCGAGGGUAUGCACACGGGUCAGUUUGUGUACUGCGGUAAGAAGGCCUUGCUGAGCGUCGGUAACGUCCUGCCUCUCAGCUCGCUGCCUGAGGGUACGAUUGUCUGCAACGUCGAGGAGAAGGUUGGUGACCGUGGUGCGCUUGCCCGCACAUCUGGUAACUACGCGACCGUCGUUGGUCACGAUGCCGAUGGUACCACGUCGCGUAUCCGCCUGCCGUCUGGUGUGAAGAAGACGGUGCCAAGCUCUGCUCGUGCCACUGUCGGUAUUGUUGCUGGUGGUGGUCGUAUUGACAAGCCAUUGCUCAAGGCCGGCCGUGCCUACCACAAGUACCGUGUCAAGCGUAACUGCUGGCCUCGUACUCGUGGUGUUGCCAUGAACCCCGUCGACCACCCACACGGUGGUGGUAACCACCAGCACAUUGGUCACUCGUCGACGGUCAAGCGUGGCGCCGUCCCAGGUCAGAAGGUCGGUCUCAUUGCUGCCCGUCGCACGGGUCUUCACCGUGGUACGGUCAAGGUGCGCGAUGCUUAA